UUCCAAUUUGCUUUUUUCAUUUUUAUUUUUUCAUUUCUUUUUCGUUUUCUUUUUUGAUUUGAAGCCACCCCCGUUCGUUUCCUUUUGUGGAGAUCCAUCCAAUUCUCCUGUCUUCCCUUUUCCUCAUGAUGAUAUAAAGACCGACUAGAGCGCUCCGGACUCCAACAUAACGGCCAUUUAGCGUCUGAACUCGAUACUUCCCACCACUUUCUCGCCACUGUUUGCCUCACUACCAUGCCCUCUUAUCUCCCCUCUUCCGCAGAAUGAAAUUCGCCAAGGAGCUGGAACAGGAAUUAGUUCCAGAAUGGCGCGCCAAAUAUCUCGACUACAAGGCGGGCAAAAAGAAACUUAAAGCCAUUUCACGAGCACUCCAGAAGACCAAUCGAAGUCCCAGUUAUGCGUCCCUCCGGCACGUCAACCAUGGCGAUCCGUCAACGAUAACCGCCAGUGGUCUCGACCCUCCUCCCUCCUCGUUCCAUCAAUCGGACAGAAAGCAUCCAGCCACCGACCCGACUUACAACCCGACAUCGCCAGUCAGAAGCGGUUCUCGGACAUCACGCUCAACUCCCGGUCGACGAAGCGAACGCCAGCCCCUGCGAGUACCUGGUUCCCGGUUCUCAACGACGGUAGGAAGCUAUGGAAGCAUCAUCGCCACACCCCCGCUGCACGCUGGCUCUUCAGAUGUAGCCUCGUUCGAAUUACCGGACCCGGCGAUCGACUUGAAGGUACAGGACUUUGAUCCGAAUAGCGAGAUCACCCGCCAAGAUGAACCCCGCAGUCCUUCGCCAGUUAUGGCGCGCAAUGCCAGCACCAGGACCGUGCCGGGAAUGUCCCAGCGGAGCCCGUCCACCAACACCGAUAAGGAUGGAAAGAGAAAUACAUUUUCUGGCUCAAACAGCAAGCGAGCCUCCGAGAUCCUGAGGCGGGUAUUCACAUACACCGAGUCGCAAGAGAAGCAGGAUGAUCAGCCAUCUUCAGAAUACCAACGGCGGCAAGAUGAAUUCUUCGCAUUCUUGGACGAUGAGCUGGCCAAGAUCGAGUCGUUCUAUCAGAUGAAAGAAGAGGAAGCUACUGAACGCUUAAAGGUGCUCAAGCAACAACUUCACAUUAUGCGCGACCAACGGAUCCAGGAGGUCUUGAGCAAUAAAAAGGGUCGAACGCAGCAUGGACACUUGCACAAAGAGACUGGUUUCGGGGGACUCAACGGUUCCCGGUUAAAGGAGGCCUUUGUGGGACGUCGAAUCGGGAAGAAUUCGAAGGCAUUGGCCGAAUUGGCCACGCCGGCGGCAAAUCAAGGAGAGGAUACAGAGGUUGUGAACCGCCGUAGGGACUUCACUCGUCGACCUGAAGACGCAGCAAAUCAUGAGGUCCCCUAUCGUUCCGCCAAGCGGAAGCUUAAACAUGCACUGCAGGAGUUCUACCGCGGCGUGGAGCUGCUGAAAGCGUACGCCUAUCUCAAUCGGACUGCCUUUCGCAAAAUCAAUAAGAAGUAUGACAAGGCUGUUAACUCCCGGCCACCUCUGCGGUACAUGUCGGAUAAGGUCAACAAGGCAUGGUUUGUACAAAGUGAGGUCACCGAAAACCUGAUGGCCGCCGCGGAGGAUCUUUAUGCUCGCUAUUUUGAACGCGGAAACCGCAAGAUCGCCAUCUCCAAACUACGCAAGACCCUCAAGAAAUCGGGCGACUACUCGCCGAAUACGUUCCGCGCGGGUCUUCUCCUGAUGGCUGGUAUAUUGUUCGGCAUCCAAGCGCUGAUAUACGCCGCUCAGCAUUUUCAUCACCCCGAUCCCGUGAUACCCAUCCACACCAGCUAUUUACUUCAGGUUAGUUUGAACAACCCUGCGAUAUGCGCCAUGUUAGGCUACAUGAGGUAUAACGAGACUAACUUGAACAGAUAUACGGCGGGUUUUUCCUCAUAACCUUUCACUUCUUACUGUUUUGCUUGGAUUGCAUUGUUUGGACGAGGAGCAAAAUCAACUAUGUCUUUAUUUUCGAAUACGAUACGAGAACUGCGUUAGACUGGCGCCAGCUAACUGAGCUACCUUGCCUUUUCAUGUUUCUAUUGGGUCUCUUCAUGUGGCUCAACUUUUUAUCGGUCAAUGCCA
Messenger RNA from Aspergillus pseudonomiae, 2105 nucleotides. Its product is annotated as SPX domain-containing protein. Lineage: Eukaryota; Fungi; Ascomycota; Eurotiomycetes; Eurotiales; Aspergillaceae. Gene Ontology annotation, biological process: phosphate ion transport; cellular response to phosphate starvation. Gene Ontology annotation, molecular function: inositol hexakisphosphate binding. The record is from RefSeq and is a predicted model, not a curated record. Gene Ontology annotation, cellular component: plasma membrane; cytoplasm; Golgi apparatus. Bases 264 to 1919 code for a protein of 551 amino acids. The transcript is spliced from 5 exons.